AAAGAUCAUCAAAAAAUAUUUCUCAACCAGGUUUUAACUGAUGAAAUUUGAGUCUACAUAUACUACUUUUUUUGUUGGGAAAAAGAAAAAAUGACAACAAGGCAGCAGGAAAGAGCUGAGCUGGACAGGAAGGCAAGGGAAGGAGAGACGGUAGUUCCUGGUGGGACAGGUGGCAAAAGUCUUGAAGCUCAGGAACACCUUGCUGAGGGGAGGAGGCGAGGCGGGCAGACGAGGAAGGAGCAGAUAGGAGAAGAAGGGUAUCAAGAGAUGGGACGCAAAGGCGGGUUCAGCUCAAGCGGCGCUUCAGGUGGAGAGCGUGCCCAAGAGGAGGGUGUUCCAAUUGACGAGUCUAAGUACAAAACCAAAACUUGAUGAACGAGCUGUUGAUACUAGUACUAAAUAUACUUUAAUUUAGUGCUAGGUCUUUGGUUUUAACCUAUAUGUCUAGAAAAACAAAGCAGGAUGUUGAAUAUGUUAGUCUCUCUGUUUCGCGUGUAGUGUAUUAUUAUAGCUUCUAAUUCGGUUUGUUAUGUUUAUG
Messenger RNA from Lycium ferocissimum, 538 nucleotides. Its product is annotated as em protein H5-like. Gene Ontology annotation, cellular component: cytosol. The transcript has 2 exons. Gene Ontology annotation, biological process: response to abscisic acid. Lineage: Eukaryota; Viridiplantae; Streptophyta; Magnoliopsida; Solanales; Solanaceae. The record is from RefSeq and is a predicted model, not a curated record. The coding region runs from base 91 to 372 and encodes 93 amino acids.